UCUCUCUCUCUCUCUCUCUCUCUCUCUCUCUGGAUAACAAUACAAAACAAUAGAGAAUGGGGGAUUUGGAAACUUUGGCCAAGGCAAGAAGAGAGCUACAAGACUUAUACUUAGGAGUUCCUGAUGAUUCAGUCAACCUUUCUUUUAAAGAACUCGCAGAAAUCACCCAAAGAAAAGCUUCUGCCUUCUCCUCCCAGCUUUCAAUGCACAAAAAAUCUCCGCCGCCGCCCUCUGAAACUUCCGACGAUAAACCGCCGUCCUUGGCAAAGCUUCCUAGCCUGGAUUUCAGUCGAGCCUUGGAAGCUGCAUCAUCCACUCAUAAUAAUCCUACCAGUAACAUCACUCAUCAUUUCGACCACCCUCAUCAUCACCAUCUUCACUAUGGGCACGCCAGCCACCAUGGCAGUCCUUAUGGCCAUCAUCAUGCGAUAAAUGGGCAUGCACAUCAUCAUCAUCAUGCUAGCCCUUAUGGUCAUCAUGUAUCAGUGGAUCGCAGCAUGGGUUAUCUUGAUAAUGAUGAUAUGACGACAAUGGCGGCUGCUACUCCAAACCAAGCACGCCGGCGCCGCCCUGGGAUUCCCCACUCCAAUAUCUGCACUCUUUGCACUACUUACAUCUAUAUUUUCCGUUACCGCUGCCUGGUUUGCGGAAGAGUAUACUGCAGACAGUGCGUGGGGAUUGGCAUGGGAGAUAUGGCGGAAGGUAGGAAGUGUGUGGAAUGUUUAGGCAGAAGAUUCAGUCAAAGAUACAUACAUAAAGCAGGAGAAAUGGGGUGGUGCAUGGGGUAUCCCAACGCUGUAAGGCAACAAGAACUCAAGUGGGCCGAGAAAGGCCCAAAUCGGUCCAGAGAUAAUCGACCUAGCCAGAGUGGCAUGCUUUCAACCUCAAUAAGAACCCCACCACCUAGGCUGCAUACUCCUAACACUCCGUCUUUUGUGAUGAAUUCUCCCCACUCACCAUAUUCGGGACCCACACACCACCAUGCAUUACCUUUCUAAUAAUCUUUUUUUUUUUUAACACAUUAAUUGUUUUUACAUCUACAUUUUUGUUAAGCUAAGUUAAGCUUGACUGUUAACAUGUCUUUCUUUCUUUCUUUCUA
Messenger RNA from Ipomoea nil (Japanese morning glory), 1099 nucleotides. RefSeq lists its product as uncharacterized. The record is from RefSeq and is a predicted model, not a curated record. The transcript is spliced from 3 exons. Bases 57 to 998 code for a protein of 313 amino acids. Lineage: Eukaryota; Viridiplantae; Streptophyta; Magnoliopsida; Solanales; Convolvulaceae.